Molecule: messenger RNA, 4518 nt
Organism: Colletotrichum spaethianum
Lineage: Eukaryota; Fungi; Ascomycota; Sordariomycetes; Glomerellales; Glomerellaceae
Product: proteasome activator complex subunit 4
Exons: 2
Coding region: 1-4518 (1505 amino acids)
Biological process (GO): proteasomal ubiquitin-independent protein catabolic process
Cellular component (GO): cytosol; nucleus
Molecular function (GO): peptidase activator activity; proteasome binding
Source: RefSeq, a predicted model, not a curated record
AUGGACGAGACACCGGGGCCUCUGCCCUCCAACCACGCCGCUGCCCUGGCCGCCGCCUCUACUGCCCACUUCCUGUCGAGCCACUUCGCCUCCGUCGACACAAUCUCGAGAUCCAAUUCCCCCGGCCCGCCGUAUACCAAGACCGACGAGGAUGACAAGAAGCGGUACCGUCCGCGCACCUUUAGCUACUUCAACCACCUGCCCUUCCCCGUCGAGGAAGAAUCACAGCGUGACGCGGCUCUGGCCGGUAUCCUGAAGCAGCUCUAUAUCGCCAUCAAGGCGGAAGAUUUCAGCCCCGGCGCCCUGCAUUGGACGAGGGAGCUGACGGGAUGGCUAAACCUCAAGUUCGAGAUGACGCGCGAGCUUCGUGCCACCCUGGCCAAGCUCUACUACCACCUCUGCCUCGCUCCUGGCCUCGAGCCGAGCACCGCCGACCGCUUCCUGCGCAUGGUGGUCAUUCUGACGAGGAAAUACCACUACCUGAAACCCGUCGACGACCUACUACUCGAUUGGCGUCCGCUCUGGAGGGAGAUCAAGGCCUUGGUCCUGCCGUCAGAGGUCGCUUCGCACCAGACAAACCGUCGCCGCUCUCAGAAGCAGCUGUGGAAGUUGUGUCUCCAUGCCCAGACCUACUUCGACCCCAAAGACCGCAAGGAGAUGCUCGAUGAGUUCCUCCCUUACUUUAGCACAUCAGACGUCUCCAAUGCCUACAUUGUCGUCGGGACCAUCAACGCGCUGCUCCCCACCGACGUCGCCCCCGCGUCGGUGCCGUGCUCCCAGCCGCAGGAGUUCAUGCCGACGCUGUUCCACCUCUGGUCCCUCAUUGCGAGAUCCAAGAGCUUCGACGUCUUCUUUAUCGAUCUCUACUCCCGCAUGGCUCGCGACUUUCUGCAGGCCUCCAACACGCCCUUUGAUGCCCAUGGCAUCUUCACGCAGGAACAAUCGGAUUGGAUAUUCACCGCCAUCCUCCGCCUAACGGAGAUCCCGGUUGGCCAGGCCAACUCGCCGUAUUCGACUCUAGACUACUCGUCAGGUCUGGGUCUGUAUCUCGAAAAGGACAAAAAGAAGUACCCCACGGCGUACAUGAUCGCCAGGUGGAUUGUCUACUCUCUGUCUCCCAAGUGUCUGGAGCAAGAGAGCUCCAUCCUGGCCAGCCUCGAAGGUCUGCUUGAGGCCAUUGACACCUUCUACCAUCCCUCCAACGUCGGGUCAUGGACGACAUUCCUGGGCCAGUUCACCGUCUAUCUCACAGAUAUCUUCGUCUCUCGCUGGAAUCGCGAGAAGAGCGGUGAGCUGGAUACGCCAGAGGACCGCAAGAUCACACCUGCCCUGAAGCGCCGCUUUGUGUCUGCCCUCAAGGAGGUUACCUACAUGGGCUUGUUCUCCAAGAGCAACAGGGUAGCUCACUACUAUUACGCCUCGCUCCAAGGCCUGGCCUACCUGGAACCCAACCUGAUCUUGCCCGGGGCUCUGCAGCGCUUCUAUCCCAGUUUGCAGGGUCUCGUCGAGGUCCACCGCACGACGUCAAGUUUGAACGGCUUGCAGAUGAUUGCCAAUGUCAUGUCCAAGACCAAGGGUUUCCGCUGCCACAUUACCGCUCUUCUCGCGCUCGCUCUGCCCGGUAUCGACGCCAACGAUCUGGGAAAGACGCAGUACACCCUCAACUUUAUCCAGAGUGUGGCCUACAGCAUCCCAAUGGUGCCUCUUACCAAGGACGGCGACUCCGUUCACGGCACCGCCUUGGCCAUGGAGUGGGUGCAGGGCGAGAUGGAACGCAUGGAGCGCGAGGGUCAAGACAUUAAGCUUGAUUACGAAACGGAGCUCUCCGACGAGGAUGAGGCAAACAUUCUCAGGUCUUCCACAGCGGGUCUCGGCGAGUUUGUCAUCGCCCUCCUCGGCAAAGUCUUCACCCUUUUGGAGAACUUGCCGGACGCGUCCCACAUCAGGGGAGGCACACCAGAGGACAAUGUCAUUAAUGCGCUGCCGGCGGCCCUCUCUCCCCUCUUUGCGUCGCUUUCGCCAGAGCUCUUCGAUACGGCCCUCGAGAAGCUCUCUUCAUUCGUCUCAACGCACGUUGUGCACCAGGCGAGAGACGCAAUGGCUUGGAUCCUAAACGCACUGUGCAAGGUCAACCCCGAAAAGACCCUCAAGGUCUUCAUCCCCAUGCUCAUUGUCAACAUCCGUAACGAGAUUGACUUCAAUCAUGCUGCGUCAGACCGGAGCAGCGGUACGGACUACCUGCCCAGGGACCGCGCCCUUGUGUGGCACGUCAGCAUGCUCGGCAUGGCUGUCGUUCAUGUCGGUAACGAGGUCUUGAAAUACCAGACCGAACUUCACGACAUCGCAAAGUAUAUGCAGGAGAAGUGCCGUGGUCUGCCCACCAUCCAUAUUUCCAACUACAUCCACCACCUUCUACUGAACCUUACGCACACGUAUCCCAUCGACACUGCGUUGUACGAGCCCGACAUCAUCGAGCGGGGACUCGAUGUGGCCGACUGGGGAAAGACGACUUCCCCUGCUGACUUGACAAUCAAGUGGCACCGACCAUCCGCGGGCGAAGUGCAGUUCGCCGUGGAGCUGUUCGAUUCGCAGACCAAGGCGGCGGCGCGGAAACUGGAUCUGCUCAUGAGCGAGAACCCCCCCGUAAGCCGGAAGGGAAAGAACAAGGAGUGGUCAGAUGAAGUCUCGAGACUAUUCCAGCAAAUAAGGUUGGUCAUUUCGGGAAUGGCGACGUUGUUCGACCCGCAUCGUGCUUCCGGCGAGAGCCCGAAUGGCAACACCGGCGUCGAUGACGAAGGCGACACCGCAAUGGACGACGAUGAUCCUCUUGCGGAGGCUGCCGAAGACGAGGAGACGCGACCUCAAUACCGCUAUGACGCUGGGUAUCUCCUGACUGACGAAGACCCUGCGUACCACAAGCUGCACGAGCUUAGGGAAGAUGUUGGACAACUCCUGUGCCGAAGUCACGAGUUCCUCAACCAAAACCAGGAAGACGACGUCUUCUGUUUCACCGCGCUCUACGCAGCCUACAGAACAUGGAUCACCGACGUCGGCAUCGAGCGAUCCGCCCAUCCGCUGGAGAGACAUCUCCGCCUUUACAAGUCAGACAUCUCUGCCUUUAAGAUCAGCGGUCUUCGAAAAGUGUAUCCACGACCACUGCUGAUCAAGCGCGCGGAUGCUUAUCAGCUUCUCCGCGUGAAACACAACGCAUCGGCACGGCAGAAGAGCGAGCUGGACAAGCAGCUCCUGUUGAAUCUGGCCCAGUCGUCCGUAUCUCCAUACGCCGAUGUACGGCGUGUUGCUCAGAACGCUCUUGACUCCUCGCUCAAGGCUCUCAUUGGCGGCCGGCCCCUCGUCAUCCCGAUCUUGCUCGAGAGGCUCCGGGUGGCGCUGGACGAGGUGGAUCAUGACCGUAUCAAGGGUGCCAUGUACACGCUGUUCUUCACGAGCUUGCUCAAGACCAUGGUCAGGGACUGGAGAUUUGCCCCGGAUGCCCUGCGACUCUACCUCCGAGCAGGCACCAUUGACAAACCCAGCAUCCAGCAGCUCGGUGCGACGGCACUCUUCCCUCUGCUGGACUUUGGCAAGCCUUUUGAGCGGAUGAUCAUCGUCAACCAGGACUUUGUCGAGCCGAUCCGCCCAACUGACGACUGCUCUCGCGCCAUUAGCAGCCGUCACAACUUCAUCGUCCAGAGGCGGGAACGCGUCGAGAAGAAGAAGGCUGCCCUUGGACUAGAGUUAACAGAGAUGGCAAAGGCCGCCCAUUGGAAGAUAGCGUCCCGUUGCGCCAUCUUCGCGAGCAACAUGUGCUUGCGGUUCGACACCCUCGCACCCCCGGAGUUCAUCGCUCUGGUGACGCAGGGCACAAACGAUACUCAUCCUGGACUGCGUGCGAGCUACAUGUCCGCGUUCACUUCCGUCUUCGAAGCCGUGGAGAUGCGCGCCGCUUACGACCACGACUACCGCAACUACCUGCUGGAGAAGGAGAAGGACCGUAAUAAAGUUACGGUUGAGGUCCCCAAGGGAGAUGCAGCCUUCACGCAGAAGUACCUCGAUGCGUUCGCCAGUCCCGAGAACGCAGAGUACAUGGUUGACUCGGACCACCCUGGUUGGUUGGUUUGGGGCAAAAAGUUCCUUGCCUCGCGCGCAAAGCCCAUGCCCUUCACCGACUACGAUGAGACGGAGACGGCAGUCAGAAAACAGAUUGGGGACAUGAUCACGAGGGAAUGGCUGAAGACGUGUUUCGAUUACCUCAAGCAGGAACCCCGCGAUGCGAACGCCGACAGGUUCCGCAUGGGCAAUGUGUACAUGCUGAUGCACGUGUUCGAUCUGAUGCACUACGGAGGAACGGCGAUCAAGCUAGACGACGUCAAGGAGCUUACCAUGGAGGUCUAUGGCGACGGCAGCGACAAGCACCAGCAUCGUGCCACAGCGGAGAUCGUGGCCGCGCUCUUGUGCGGAUCCAGCGAUGACCCCCCGACUUCCGCAACCAAGUCUGGGGAUUCGCUGCGCCUCUAA